AUGGAAGAAGAUACAAUACCCUCCACGUCUGGAGAACAAAUACCAAUUGCUACAGUUUCUUAUGAUGUCACAAAACUUCAAGCACAUCUUAAUAAACUUCUCCCUUUGCUCUUAGAUGCUGAUGGAGAAGAAUUACAAAAUUCUUUGUGGAAUGUUGAAGAAAACGAACUUACUUAUAAUCAAAAUAAUGUUGCCUGCGUUGCCAUCAUUAAGCAAGGAACUACUUUGGAUUCCACUCGUACCGUUCAAUCACAAAUUCAAGUGAUUAACUUACCCGGUCCAUCUUCCAGUGACACUGGAACAGCUGAUGUGAGCCCAUAUGAAGCAUUAUAUUCUUAUAUCCAUUCUGCUGUCACUCCAUAUUUCGAUGCCUAUGUAAUUGCGAAAGGUACAAAUUCUGAAGGUGUCGUAAAUACGAGUACUAAAAAAUUUGAUGAUACUAAAUCUGGGAUAUCUUUGGCAAAAAAGAAGAUCAUUGAGCUAGAAUUGGCACUUCUUAAUUUGCAACAAAAUGUUGAAAUUCCCGAGAUUUCUCUCAACAUUCAUCCCGUUGUUAAAGCAGUUAUUGAUAAAUGUAAACAAGAAAAUAAACGUAUUUCAGUGGAUAUGAUUGAUUCUUCACUUCUUACGGAUUCAUCAUUUUUAAAUAAACUUCAAGGAGAUGUAAACGGUUGGGUAAAAGAGAUCCAAAAGGUUACCAAAUUAAAUCGUGAUCCUUCCAGCGGUAAUGCCAUUCAAGAAAUCAAUUUCUGGUUAGGCAUGGAAGUUGCUCUUGAAGAUAUCAAUGAACAACUGAAAAUUCUUACUAUGGAUAUUCUCAAACACGCAAAACGUUUCCAUGCUACUGUAUCCUUCAUUGCCGAUACGGGGUUGAAGGAGGCUGUAGAGAAAGAUUUCCCUCUCAAUGAGUUACUCUCUGCACCUGAUGUAGCAAAAGUAAAAGAAUCAUUGCUUAUUAUAUUUGGACAUUUCAUUAAAAAAUUGAGAUUAUCACCAUAUCCAAUUAAGAAAGCAUUGCUACUUGUUGAAGCAAUCUCUCGCGAUUUGAAUGAUCAAUUACUCAAAGUAUUAAGCGUUCGUAGAUUGAUGUAUAUGGAAUAUGAUGAGUUUGAAAAGAUUAUGUCUGGUGCUGAAGAAGUAUUCAGAACCUGGGAUGAAAUGAUCAAAGAAUUUACAAACGUUGCCCGUGAUGUCACACGCAAACGAUCAGACAAAUUUAUUCCAAUUAAAAUUAAUCCAGCACACGACAAGUUGCAAGAACGUGUCGCCUUUGUUCGUGGUUUUAGAAAGCAACAUGAACAACUUUAUCAAACAAUUAUUAAAGUUAUGGCUCAGCCUAAAGGAAAUACUAAGAUUGUGGUCGAAGGUGAUGACAAUGUAAUUCAAAAGAAGUCAGACAGUAUCAGCACGAAUGAAAUCGAUUCUUUGGAAGAAGUAAAAUUGGCAUAUGAAAGUGUUAAGGAUAUUGAUGUGCUGGAUGUAUCAAUUGAAGGUACAGAGGCUUGGAUGAAAGCAGAAAAUAAAUACAAUGAACGAGUUUCAAGAGUCGAAAAUCAGAUUAUAGCAAGCUUAAGAGAUCGUCUUGGUACUUGCAAGAAUGCCAACGAAAUGUUCCGAGUGUUCUCAAAAUUCAAUGCCUUGUUUGUUAGGCCAAAAAUUCGUGGUGCUAUUCAAGAAUACCAAACACAGCUUAUUGAAUCGGUUAAGGAAGAUAUUUCUAAGCUUCAAGCUAAGUUCACUCAACAAUAUCUUAAAUCUGAAGCAAAUCAUAUGGCACAACUUCGCGAUCUUCCUUCCAUCUCCGGUGCCAUGAUCUGGGCUCGUCAAAUUGAACGUCAAUUACAAACCUACAUGAAGCGUGUUGAGGAUGUUCUUGGUAAAGGUUGGGAAAAAUAUGCUGAAGGUCAAAAAUUACAAGUUGAAAGCAGUAACUUUAAAAGAAAAUUGGAUACCAGACCCAUCUUUGAAGCCUGGCAAGCUGAUUUUGCUAACCGCCGUGAUCUCAAUGUAACUGGUAGAUUGUUUGAAAUUACACGAAACCGUGCCCAAGGAAACAUUCUACAAUUAGGAGUAAAUUUUGAUCCACAAAUUAUCACCUUAUUCAAAGAAGUGCGUAAUUUAUUGUGGUUGAAUCACCAGGUCCCACACACAAUAAGUAGUCUUGCAAAAGUUGCUAAACGUGUAUAUCCUUUUGCAGUUAGUCUUAUGGAGACAGUAAGAACUUACGCGCAAACAGUUCAAAAAGUCAAGAAGCAUCCCGAAAUUAUUAUGCUUGUAGCUAGUUAUCGUAAUGAUGUACAGGGAAUGAUUACAAAAGGAAUUAAUUAUGAAUGGCGAUACUUUGUAGAAACUUAUGUCCGUACCAAUGUACAUAUUACCGGUGGGCCUAUGGAUCCACCAGAGAAUAAACAUGACAAAUUUGUAAGAGAUUUUGCUGAUAGUGUCUCAAAUUUUCAAGAUAAAGUCGAUACUUUAAUUACUAGUUACGAAGAUAUUACUCGUCACAUUGAGGAUCUUAAGACAUGUCCAUAUAAAUUGAACAAAUUCCAAACAAACUUGGAAAAAAUACAAAAAUUGAUCGAUCGUUUAAAUUUUGAAUCAUAUUCAAAUCUUAACUCUUGGGUUUCUCAACUUGAUAAUCGUGUUGAGGAAGUCUUAGCUAAUCGUUUACGACAGUCCAUUUCAGCAUGGACGACAGAAUUCAUGUCAUCUGAAGAUGAUUCUACCAGUGCUAGUGAAAUGAGAGAGGCAGUUUCUGUUAGCGGUAAAUCAAUGAAGAAAUCUAAGAGAAGAACCACUAGAAAUGAUUCAAUUGACGGUGAUAGACCAAUCAUUACAAAAGCUGAGAAACCAAACCUCGAAGUUUCCGUUCAUGAGGUUCGAAUCAGAAAUCAAGUAAUUUAUUUGGAUCCCCCAAUUGAGGACGCCCGAACAAAUUGGUAUAAUCAAUUGCAUGAAUGGCUUGCUGUUAUAUGCAAUUUACCUAGACUUCAAAGUUCCAGAUAUGAUAUUAAUCUACAAGUCAGAAGUUCUAUAACUCAAGAAACGACUUAUUCUAAUUUAUUGACAAAAAUACCCGACAGUUCACUUGAAAAAGCCUAUGAAAUAAUUGAGAAUAAACUAAAAGAAGUAUCUCAAUAUGUAAAUAUUUGGUUCCAAUUUCAAUCCCUUUGGGACCUCGAGGCUAAUUAUGUAUAUUCUAAACUUGGUGAUGAUCUCGUCAAGUGGAAACAAAUUCUCUCAGAGAUUAAGAAUUCUCGUUCAACAUUUGAUACAUCAGACACUGCUCGUUCAUUUGGACCUAUUUUAGUUGAUUAUGGACAAGCUCAAAGUAAAGUCAAUGCAAAAUAUGACGCAUGGCAAAAAGAAGUUCUUAACAAAUUUGGUAGCAAAUUAGGCGAAUUUAUGAAAGAUUUUAAUGCAAAUGUUUCCCAUGCUCGUAAAGAUCUCGAAAAUCGUUCUAUGGAAAGUAAUAGUACUAGCGAAGCAGUUACACUUAUUACUUUCGUUCAAGAGCUUAAAUUAAAAGUCGCAAAAUGGAAUCAAGAUGUUGAUAUGUUCCGUGAAGGGCAGAAAACUUUAGAAAGGCAAAGAUAUCAAUUCCCAAGUGAUUGGUUAUAUGUAGAACAAAUUGAAGGAGAGUGGAGUGCCUUUAAUGAAAUAUUGAACAGAAAAGACAAUGCAAUCCAGGAACAAAUUGCUGGACUACAAUCUAAGAUAGUUAAAGAAGAUGAAAAUGUAGAGGCAAAAAUCAAAGAAAUUGUUUCAGAGUGGGAUACCAAAAAGCCUAUUCAAGGCGAUAUUAAUCCUGAUACUGCGACAAACACACUUACAAUCUUUGAAGGUCGUGUUACUCGUCUUAAGGAAGAAUAUGAUAUGGUUUGUCGAGCCAAAGAAGCCCUUAACAUGGCUUCAUCUUCCGAAGCUCGCCUUGACCCCGUUCUUGAAGAACUUCGAGAUCUUAAAUCUGUUUGGGCUGCUCUUUCUAGUGUUUGGAAAUCUCUUAAAGAUAUUAAAGAAUUAUUAUGGUCAUCUGUGGUACCACGUAAAGUUAGACAACAAUUGGAUGGCCUUCUCACGACAACCAAAGAAAUGCCAAGUCGAAUGCGAUCCUAUGCUGCUUUUGAAUAUGUUCAAGAUUCCAUAAAACAAUACAUUAAAAUUAAUCCAAUUCUAGCCGAACUUAAAUCUGAAGCAUUAAAAGAUCGUCAUUGGAAAAUAAUAUUCAGGAAUCUUCGUUUAGAAGGACGCUUUAUAGUUUCUGAAAUGACAGUUGGUAAUAUUUGGGAUUUCGAUCUUAAAAAGAAUGAACAAGUUAUAAGGGAUGUGGUUACACAAGCCUCUGGUGAAAUGGCCUUAGAAGAAUUCUUGAAACAAGUCAAAGAAACAUGGACCAGCUAUGUUCUGGAACUUGUCAAUUACCAAAAUAAAUGUAAACUUAUUAAAGGCUGGGAUGAAUUAUUUACUAAAUGUAGUGAAAAUCUCAACUCAUUGACUGCCAUGAAGAUGUCACCUUACUACAAAGAAUUUGAAGAAGACGCUGCAUCUUGGGAAGAUAAAUUAAAUCGUGUUCACGUUUUAUUUGAUGUUUGGAUCGAUGUCCAACGUCAAUGGGUAUAUCUUGAGGGUAUUUUUAGCGGAAGUGCCGAUAUAAAACAUUUACUUCCAGUUGAAACACAACGUUUCCAAAACAUCAAUUCGGAAUUCUUGAAUGUUAUGAAAAAGGUUUACAAAUCGCCCUAUGUUCUCGAUGUAUUAAACAUUCCAACUGUACAAAAAUCUUUGGAACGAUUGUCCGAUCUUCUAUCUAAGAUUCAAAAAGCUCUCGGUGAAUACUUGGAACGCCAACGUUCAACUUUCCCUCGAUUCUAUUUUGUUGGUGACGAAGAUUUACUUGAAAUUAUUGGUAACAGUAAAGAUGUUGUCCGUAUUCAAAAGCAUUUCAAAAAAAUGUUUGCUGGUGUUUCCAAUAUUGUUUUAAAUGAGGACAACACUAUUAUCCUUGGUAUUGCCUCUCGCGAAGGUGAAGAAGUUCCUUUCAGAGUUCCUAUUGUUCUAAAGGAUUAUCCAAGGAUCAAUGAUUGGUUAACUAUGAUUGAAACUCAAAUGCGAAUUUCACUUGCUGAAUGUCUGACAGAGGCAUCGAUUGAACUAAAUACUUUUUACUUGGCUGAAGAAUUAGUCACAAAAACAUUUUUGGAUUGGAUAGAAAAAUUCCCAGCACAAUUGGUCGUUGUUGCCGCACAAAUAAUUUGGACCCAAACAGUUGAUAAAGCACUUAGUACUAUGGAACAAAAAGAUCCCAAUGAUCAAACCCCAUUAAAAGGAGCACUUGACUAUGUUUUACGAGCUUUAGAUGUAUUAGCCGAUACUGUACUUCAAGAUUUGACUCCUACUAAACGUAAAAAAUGUGAACACUUAAUCACCGAACUUGUACAUCAACGUGAUCUUCUCCGUCAAUUACUUAAUGACAAAAUAUCAACUCCAAAAGACUUUGAAUGGCUUUAUCAAAUGAGAUUCUAUUUCAAUGCUACCGUUGACGAUCCCUUAAAACGUUUAACUAUUAAUAUGGCUAACGCACAAUUUCAUUAUGGUUACGAAUAUCUCGGAGUUCCCGAUCGUUUGGUACAAACUCCUCUUACUGAUAGAUGUUAUUGUACUCUUACGCAAGCACUCGAAGCUAGACUUGGUGGUUCUCCAUUCGGUCCUGCAGGUACCGGUAAAACAGAAUCAGUUAAAGCUCUUGGUGUACAGUUGGGUAGAUUUGUACUUGUAUUCUGUUGUGAUGAAAAUUUCGAUUUCCAAGCUAUGGGACGUAUCUUUGUUGGACUUUGUCAAGUUGGUGCAUGGGGAUGCUUUGACGAAUUUAAUCGUCUUGAAGAAAGAAUUUUAUCCGCUGUAUCACAACAAGUACAGACUAUACAACUUGGUCUAAAAGCAGCUGUUGAAAAUCCUAACGCAGAAGUAGAAAUUGUUGGAAAGAGCUUAAAAGUUAAUACUAAUACUGGUAUUUUUAUUACCAUGAAUCCUGGUUACGCUGGACGUUCUAACUUGCCUGAUAAUUUAAAGAAAUUAUUCCGUAGCAUGGCUAUGACAAAACCUGAUCGUGAAUUGAUUGCGCAAGUUAUGUUGUACUCUCAAGGUUUCCGUACAGCCGAAACUCUCGCUUCAAAGGUUGUACCAUUAUUUAACCUUUGCGCCGAACAACUGUCACCACAAGCGCAUUAUGACUUUGGUCUUCGUGCCCUUAAGAGUGUGCUUAACAGUGCCGGUAACUUGAAGCGUGAACGUCUUCAGACACUCAGAGAAGCAAAUGCAAGUGAAGAAGAAUAUACCAUUAUCUCGGAACCUGUACCCGAACAGGAAAUUUUAAUUCAAAGUAUUCGAGAAACUAUAGUUCCUAAACUUGUCUCUGACGAUAUUCUAUUAUUAACUAGUUUGCUUGCCGAUGUAUUCCCUGGCGUUGAUUAUGUUCCAGUUGAUCUUGAUAAACUUACUGCCGAAAUUAAAAAUGUAUGCGCCGAAAAACGUCUUCUUGAUGGUGAAAUGUGGAUGGAAAAGGUUCUCCAACUUUAUCAAAUUCAAAAUAUUCAUCACGGUCUUAUGAUGGUGGGACCCUCUGGUUCCGGUAAAUCGACUGCAUGGAAAGUUCUAUUGGAAGCUUUAGAACGCGUACAAGGCGUAGAAGGUGUUUCUUAUGUCAUAGAUCCUAAAGCUGUUUCAAAAGAUGCUUUAUAUGGUACUUUGGAUCCAACGACUCGUGAAUGGUCUGAUGGUUUAUUCACUCAUAUCUUACGUAAAAUUAUUGACAAUGUUCGUGGUGAAAGUCUUAAAAGACACUGGAUUAUUUUUGAUGGUGACGUCGAUCCCGAAUGGGUAGAAAAUUUGAAUUCCGUAUUAGAUGAUAAUAAAUUACUUACUCUUCCAAAUGGUGAACGUCUUAGUCUUCCAUCCAAUGUUCGAAUCAUGUUUGAAGUUGAAAAUCUAAAAUAUGCUACUCUAGCUACCGUUAGUCGUUGUGGUAUGGUGUGGUUCUCUUCGGAAGUUAUUACACUUGAAAUGGUUUACCAUAAUUAUUUGGAAACUCUAAAAGCUGUACCAUUAGAUGAUAAUGAAGAAGAAGGGUCAGUUAAUCGCAGAACCGAAGGAUCAGAUGAUGCAGUAUCUCCUCAUCUUGCUGCACAACGAGCCAUCGCCUCUAUUCUCGCAAAACAUAUGAAUGACGAAGGAUUUGUUACAAAAGCUCUUCUUUUUGCAGAAAAAUUAGAACACAUCAUGGAUUUCACUUACGGACGUGUGCUAAAUACUUUAUUCUCUUUGUUAAACAAGAGUGUUCGUAAUGUAAUUGAAUAUAAUAAUACACAUCCCGAUUUUCCUAUGCCAAAUGAUCAUUUAGAGGCAUACACUACCAAACGCUUGGCACUCGGUGUCAUUUGGAGUUUCACUGGAGACGCAAAAUUGGAUCUCCGUACACGGCUUGGUGAAUAUGUUCGUGGAAUUUUAACUAUAGAUUUACCACCUGCUCAACCCGGAUCAUCUAUCAUUGAUUACGAUGUACAAAUUACUAAUGGUGAAUGGGUUUCAUGGACUGGAAAAGUUCCAGUUAUUGAAAUUGAAACUCAUACCGUUUCUGAAGCUGAUGUUGUUAUCCCUACAAUUGAUACAGUAAGACACGAAGAAGUAUUGUAUUCUUGGCUCUCUGAACACAAGCCUCUAAUGCUUUGUGGUCCUCCAGGUUCCGGAAAAACUAUGACAUUAUUUAGUGCGCUUAGGAAAUUACCGGAUAUGGAAGUAGUUGGUCUUAACUUUUCUAGUGCUACCACACCUGAAUUAAUUUUAAAAACAUUUGAACAAUAUUGUGAAUAUCGAAAAACACCAAAUGGGGUUAUUUUAUCACCUAUUCUUAUUGGUCGUUGGAUUGUUGUAUUUUGUGAUGAAAUCAAUUUACCUGCUUGUGAUCAAUACGGUACACAACGUGUUAUUUCAUUUUUGAGACAAUUGAUUGAAUAUGGUGGUUAUUGGAGAACUUCUGAUAAAGCAUGGAUUAAACUUGAACGUAUUCAAUUUGUUGGUGCAUGUAAUCCUCCGACUGAUCCUGGUCGAGUGUCAAUGACCCACAGAUUCCUUCGUCAUGCACCAUUAGUUAUGGUUGAUUAUCCCGGUGAAAUUUCUCUUAAUCAAAUUUAUGGCACUUUCGCUAGAGCUAUGUUAAAACUUGUUCCUGCUCUCAGAGCUUAUGCUGAACCACUUACUGCAUCAAUGGUGGAAUUUUAUCUUAUGUCACAAAAACGAUUCACUCCCGACAUUCAAGCCCAUUAUAUUUAUUCACCACGUGAAUUGACUCGAUGGAUGAGAGGUAUAUACGAAGCCAUCAAACCCAUGGAAACCCUAUCUCUUGAAGGAUUAGUACGUAUUUGGGCCCACGAAGCGUUACGAUUAUUCCAAGAUCGUCUUGUCACUGAAGAUGAAAGAAAAUGGACAGACGAUAACAUUGAUGCCACGGCGAUGAAAAAUUUCCCUAAUUUGAAUCAAAUAGAAGCUUUAAGUCGUCCAAUUUUAUUCUCAAAUUGGUUAUCUAAAACUUACAUUCCAGUUGAACGUGAAGAAUUACGUGAUUACGUAAAAGCUCGUCUCAAGGUCUUCUAUGAAGAAGAAUUAGAUGUUCAACUUGUACUUUUUAAUGAUGUAUUAGAUCAUGUUCUUCGUAUUGAUCGUGUGUUCAGACAGAUGCAAGGUCAUUUACUCUUGAUUGGUGUCAGUGGAUCCGGAAAAACUACAUUGUCUAGAUUUGUUGCCUGGAUGAAUGGACUUAGUGUAUUCCAAAUUAAAGCACAUAACAAAUAUACCGGAGAAGAUUUCGAUGAAGAUUUAAGAAUAGUUUUAAGAAGAGCAGGUUGUAAAAGCGAAAAAAUUUGUUUCAUCAUGGAUGAAUCCAAUGUUUUGGAUUCUGGUUUUCUGGAACGCAUGAACACUUUACUGGCCAAUGCCGAAGUCCCCGGUCUCUUUGAAGGGGACGAAUAUAACACUUUAAUGACAAGUUGUAAAGAAGGAGCUCAGAGAGAUGGCUUGAUGUUAGAUUCUCACGAAGAACUUUAUAAAUGGUUUACACAGCAAGUAAUGAAAAAUUUACAUGUUGUGUUUACUAUGAAUCCUCCCGAAGGUGGUCUCGCCUCACGAGCUGCCACAUCCCCUGCCUUAUUCAAUCGAUGUGUUUUAGAUUGGUUUGGUGAUUGGUCUGAUCAAGCUUUCUUCCAAGUUGGAAUGGAAUUUACUCAAAAUCUGGAUUUGGACCUUACUUCCUACAACCCCCCGACGCCAUUCCCUGUCGCUUAUCGCGGAAUGCCAGCUAACCCACCUCAUCGUUAUGCUGUUGUUAAUGCUAUGGCCUUUGUACAUCAAAGUCUUUAUGAAGUCAAUGCUAAAUUGAGUAAAAGACAGGGUCGUUACAAUUAUGUAACCCCACGUCAUUAUUUAGAUUUUAUUGGUCAUUAUGUGCGUUUGUUCAAUGAAAAACGUGAAGACUUAGAAGAACAACAACGUCAUUUAAAUAAUGGUUUGGAUAAAUUACGAGAAACUGUCACAACAGUUGAUGAACUUCGUAUAAGUUUAGAUAUAAAGAAAGCAGAGCUUCAAAAUAAAGAGAAAGAAGCGAAUGAAAAAUUAAAGAAGAUGGUUGCUGAUCAACAGGAAGCCGAAUCACAAAAACAAAAAUCUGAAGAAAUUCAAGUUGCUCUUGAAAUUCAAACAAAACAAAUUGAUGAACGUCGUUCCGUUGUAUUAAGAGAUUUAGCUAAUGCUGAACCAGCUGUUGAAGAAGCUAAGAAGAGUGUUCAAGGUAUUAAGAAGCAACAUCUUUCAGAAGUACGUGCUAUGGCUAACCCUCCUGAGGCAGUAAAAAUGGCAAUGACUUCAGUGUGUGUAUUGUUAGGACAUCCCGCAGAUACCUGGAAAAUGUGUCAAGCUGCUAUUAGAAGAGAUGAUUUCAUUACUAGUUUGCUUCAAUUCGAUACUGAUGUGAGAAUGACUAAAUCCAUGCGAGAAAAAAUGAAAAAUGAAUACCUUAGCAAGCCAGCAUAUAAUUACGAUCUAGUUAAUAGAGCCAGUAAAGCUUGUGGACCGUUAGUUAAAUGGGUAACUGCUCAAGUGAAUUACUCUGAAAUUCUAUUUAGAAUUGGACCAUUACGUGCAGAAGUGAACGAGUUGCAAAAAUCACAAGAAGAAACAAAACAAAAAGCCGUUAGUAUUCAAAAAAUGAUUCAAGACUUAGAAAAUCAAAUAGAAAUAUACAAAGAAGAUUACAGCAAUUUAAUUAGUCAGAAAGAAAAUAUUAAAAACGUUAUGUUGACUGUUAAGAAAAAAGUUGAUCGUAGUUUGACUCUCUUAUCAAGUUUAUCAUCUGAAAAAGAAAGAUGGGAAUCAGGAAGUCAAGCAUUUGAAACACAAAUGGGAACAAUUGUCGGUGACGUUCUGCUUUCAGCAGCAUUCCUUGCAUACGGAGGUUACUUUGAUCAACAAUACCGUGAGAUGCUGCUUCAAAAAUGGACAAGUCAUCUCUUAUCCGCCAAUAUCCAAUUCAAACAAGAAUUAUCAUUGACAGAAUAUUUAUCAACAGCCGAUGAUCGUUUAUCUUGGCAAGAAAAUUCACUUCCAGCAGACGACCUUUGUACAGAAAAUGCUAUUAUGCUUAAUAGAUUUAAUAGAUAUCCUCUAAUAAUUGAUCCAUCCGGUCAAGCAUCUGCAUUCUUGUUAAAUGAAUUUAAAAACAAAAAGAUUACUGUUACAAGUUUCUUGGAUGAUUCCUUUAUCAAAAACUUGGAAAGUGCUCUUCGUUUCGGUAAUCCAUUACUAAUUCAAGACGUUGAACAUCUUGAUCCUAUUUUAAAUGCUGUUCUUAAUAAAGAAUUACGUCGUACUGGUGGUCGUGUUUUGAUUCGAUUGGGAGGUCAAGACAUCGAUUUCUCUCCAUCAUUUACUCUAUUCCUUUCAACACGUGAUCCUUCCGUAAACUUCCCUCCCGACGUUUGUUCCCGUGUGACGUUCGUUAACUUUACAGUCACACGUGGUAGUUUACAAAGUCAAUGUCUCAACCAAGUACUUAAAGUUGAAAGACCUGAUACUGAUCAAAAAAGAACAGAUCUUAUUAAAAUCCAAGGAGAAUUCAAAUUGAAACUUCGUCACCUUGAGAAAUCCCUCCUGCAAGCUUUGAAUGAAUCAAAGGGCAACAUUUUGGAUGAUACAAUAGUUUUAGAUACGUUAGAAAAAUUGAAAACAGAAGCCGCCGAAAUUACUAAAAAAGUAGAAGAAACUGAUAAUAUUAUGCAAGAAGUUGAGCAAGUCACAGCUCAAUAUACUCCAUUGGCUCAAGCUUGUAGUUCAGCCUUUUUCGUAAUGGAGCAAAUGAAUUUAUUACAUCAUUUUUACCAAUUCUCUCUCGAAUUUUUCUAUGAAAUUUUCCAAUAUAUUCUUCAUGGAAAUCAAAACCUUCAAGGUGUUACCGAUACCGAUGAAAGAUUAAGAAUCCUCAAGCGUGAUCUUUUUGCUGUAACUUUCCGUCGAGUAUCGCGGGCCCUUUUACAUGAAGAUUAUAUUAUAUUCGCAAUUUUACUUUCACAAAUCAAUAUACGUAAUUCAAAAAAUCAAAUAGAUGAAUCUGAAUUCGAUUUCUUGUUAAGUGGCGGAGAUGUUGUUCCAGGAUCAAAAACUACACCACGUGAAUUAGGGUUACGUGAGAAUCUUUUCGAUAGUGAUCAACUUUGCAAAAUCAAAGAAUUUACGGUUCUCCCGUGUUUCUCCGAUCUUGCUAAAAAAAUUGCUAACAAUCCCCAAGAAUGGAUUGAAUUUAUGGAACAUGAUUCUGCUGAGAAAGCUGUACCUGAAAUAUGGGAACCUUCAUUACCUCCAACUGUCAUACAAUUACGCAAAAUGUUAUUAGUUAAAUGUUUCCGUCCAGAUAGACUUAUUCCAGUUGUAUCUGAAUUUGUUUCUAAAGCAAUCGAUUCAUCCUUUUUGAACCAAGGCGAGUUAGACUUUAAGGCUUUAGUUCUGGAUGAAAUUAAACCAUCUACACCAAUUGCUCUGUGUUCAAUUCCUGGAUAUGACGCUAGUUAUCGUGUUGAUAACCUCGUAACUGAACUUAAAGUCCAUUGUACAUCCGUGGCCAUGGGAUCACAAGAAGGAUUUACAUUGGCUGAUCAAGCCAUUGCCUCAUCAAACAAAAAUGGAAAUUGGGUGUUAUUAAAAAAUGUUCACCUUGCACCUUCUUGGUUAGGUCAAUUGGAAAAGAAACUACAUAGUAUGAAAGCGCAUAAAAAUUUCAGACUUUUCCUAACUAUGGAAACAAAUCCAAAAGUUCCAGUAAAUUUACUAAGAAUGAGUCGAAGUAUAAAGGCUAAUCUUCAAGAUUCACUCAAGAGUAUCUCUCCAAAUCGUCUAGCGAAAGGACCCAACGAACGCGUUCGUCUAUACUUCAUGCUUGCUUGGUUACAUGCAAUUGUGCAAGAGCGUCUACGUUAUGUACCUCUGGGUUGGACUAAAAUUUAUGAGUUCAAUGAUUCCGAUCAAGAUUUCGCAAUUAAUACUAUUGAUGCAUGGUUAGAUUCAGUCGCUCAGGGCAGGAGCAAUAUUGCCCCAGAUAAAAUCCCAUGGGAAGCCAUCCGUACACUUAUUUGUGUGGCGGGAUACGGAGGUCGUAUUGAUAAUGAAUUCGAUAAACGUCUCUUGGAAUCAUUUGUAAAUGAACUAUUCACUCCCGCCGCCUACGAUCUUGAAUUCCCUCUGGUCGAUUCCGAUGAUACCAAUAAAUUAGCCAUUCCAGAGGGUAGUAAAAUGGACCACUUUAUGAAUUGGGUCAAUAAAUUACCAGAACGCGAACCUCCAAUAUGGUUAGGAUUACCAAGUAACGCAGAAAAAGUUUUGGCCACAGCGAAAGGAUAUGCAAUGUUAGUCAAAGUUAAAAAGAUGAAGAGUUUAUCGGAUGAUGACGAAACCGAGUAUUCCCAAGACUCAGGAGCACAAACAUCAGCACAACCAGCAUGGAUGCGUUCCUUGUAUUCAACUGUCGAUAAUUGGUUAAAGACUUUACCAGAAAAAAUACCAGUAAUGAAUCGAACCCCUGAGAGUAUAAAGAAUCCAUUAUUCAGAUUCUUCGAUCGUGAGAAUUCAAUCGGCCGUAAACUCCUUAAAUCUAUUCGCAUAGAUUUAGAAAACAUCAAGAAGGUGUGCGAUGGUGAACUUAAGCAAACCAAUCAUUUGCGUAUGUUGCUUAGUUGCUUAACAAAGGGUAUUAUACCCGAUCAUUGGAGAAAAUACAAAGUUCCUAAGACAGUGUCUCUUAAUCAUUGGAUUGGUGAUUUCAAGAGUCGAUUACAACAAGUUGAAAAUAUAACAAAGGAAAAUGAUUACGCAAGCAUGCAUGUCUGGCUUGGAGGAUUUUUCAUGCCUGAAGCAUAUAUCACUGCUACACGUCAAGCGGUAGCUCAAGCACAUAAAUGGUCUUUGGAAGAGCUUACUUUGGAAAUUGAUUUAGAUAAAUGUGGAGACCCCGAUUCAUUCGCAAUCACAGGCGCAAUAUGGAAAGAUGAUAAAGUUCAACUUGACAUAACACCAUUAAACAAAUUAGAUUUAUCACAAAUUAGAUGGGUUCUCAAAUCAAAGGCUACUCCCGUUACAGAAGCUACUAUAAACCUUCCAGUUUAUCUUAAUGAGGAUCGCAGUGAAUUGCUUUUCAUUAUUAAUGCGAAUGCUAAAUUAUCCGAUAAAAAUAAGAUUACACAACGUGGUGUUGCAGUUAUCCUUUAA
Molecule: messenger RNA, 13797 nt
Organism: Diversispora eburnea
Lineage: Eukaryota; Fungi; Glomeromycota; Glomeromycetes; Diversisporales; Diversisporaceae
Source: the annotation of a GenBank genome assembly